UCAUACAUUUAUUCUGUUAAAAGACACUUUCACGACAGAUUUUUUCAGAGGCAAGUGACGUUUGGUUGAAUCACGUGUCAUGGUGUGUUGUUCAGAUGCCGCCUCUUGAAAAACACGUCGCACGGCUUGCAAAACAGUCACACGUUCACUUUGUAGCUGUUUACACAUGCGCGAACCACAUAACAACAUUUCGCUGCCAUUCGUUUACUUCUGAUGAAGAAAACCAACAUGUGAGAAUAAAAGACGCAUUAGCACCAGGCAAAUGAACGAUUUAGCGAUGCGAAAGCUGGACGGGAGAUGAGUUGUGCAACGCUAAUGCGUUAAACAGCUGAAGAGAACGCGGCACAUGAAAGGAUAGGACUAGGAAAGAGACAUUAUCAGAUUAUACCCAAUGUUUGUUUUGAUUGUCGCUGAAGAGCUCUCGACAAGCCGACCAUAUUAACCUGACAGAAUUCAUCUCCUUUGCGCAUAAAAAUAUCUCCGUUGAAAUUAAUCGCUUCCCUCGGAGCUAAUCGACGAAAGGCCGCGCUCUCCAGAAAUAUCCUUUGCAAAGGAAUGCUGAAGGAUAAAGUUUUAGGACUGCUGCACCGACAGACAAUAACUUGUAUCGAUUACACUUUCAAAAGUGGCGGCUGGGUAUCGCUUUCAGCCAAAGUAGCGACUGCGCGAUAAAUGUACCUCUUAGCACGGUCGUUGCAAACCGUGCUCGUUUAGCGUGCGUUGCGAACGGUCAGGAAACACAAACUCGACCUUCGGAUAUCAUGUACCCGCGAAGUUUUAACUACAGCCGGCCUCCGUACCCUAUUACUCCACAAGAAUCACACAGCAGUCCACCGCCGCUGUCUCACCCUCCCUAUGUUUAUAGCCCCCCUUCUCGUUACUCCUACAACGCUUAUCCAUGUACUCCUAGCUAUCCACCGAGUAACUCACCUUCUUACAGCCAUAUCCCUCAGCCGUUAACGCACUAUGGAGAUCCAAGGUUCAUGGAGAUGAGUCCCAGAGACGAAGUGCCAGUUCUCCAUCAUCUUCCUCAACAGUCUGGAGCGCUAGAUCAUCCAGAGCACCCACGUCAAGUCAUGGAAAGCGCAGCGCAAUUACUGCCGAGUUGUGAACAAGCUGCAAAAACCGGAAAAUCUACCGGAAAGAAAAGAAAAGAACGAACAGCUUUCACUAAACAUCAAAUACAGGAACUGGAAAACGAAUUUCAGAGGAAUAAUUACUUGACAAGGCUCAGAAGAUACGAAAUCGCUGUGAGUUUGGACUUGACGGAACGACAGGUCAAAGUCUGGUUUCAAAACCGUCGAAUGAAAUGGAAACGUGUCAAGGGAAAACGAUUGGAAAAGAAGGCUCCCAUCACCAAGAGACUUAGCACAAGCUCUGACGAGGAUAAACCACAAGUAUAAAUGGUGUUUCAUUCAUGUACAUCUAUGACUACCACUUAAUUCUCCAUGAUAGCUGAGGGAUUUCCCAAAGACAAAGAAAUUCCCUUUGAGCCUUUGAGCCCAAGUUUGGGCUACGUAGAGCGCCUUGUCUGGGUACUCUCUAAAUGGCGUAAAAUCAACUGAGCAGAGCGAAGGAAUGGCGGAUUUCCGAACAAUAUUAGUUACAGCGUGGAAAAUAAUUAUAUUGGUUGCUACGAUUACAAAAAAAUCUUUCACAUAGCAUUGCGUGAAUUUCUUGGUUUAUAAGCCAGCAUUAGGGUGUCCAUGUAUUUUUCGAAACUGGAGAGCUUAUACAACACUGCUUUCUCCAUAUAACUUUGUAAAUGAUAUAUCUUUAGCUCCAGAACGAAAAAAGAACAUUUGAGUUGCUUAUGCAAGUCAUACAAAACUUCUUGAUCCAUGCAGCUUUGAAGAAAUGUAUAUACACUGCAUUGCUCCAGGUCUAGAACGAAAAGGGAAGGAUGUGCGAGUCGGUCGCAAUCCCUGUUGCAGUCUUUUCGAGUCUGUUUCAUACGACUUCUGCAUGUUUUAAGAUAUUGCAUUGCAGAAACACAUUUAGUUGGACUGGCGAUGUUAGAGACUUCGUGAUUAGCUAAUUGAAUAUAUUUUCUUGAAAUAUACGAGCGAAUAAAAAUAUUUUCUACCAGAGAAA
Messenger RNA from Orbicella faveolata, 2094 nucleotides. RefSeq lists its product as uncharacterized. The record is from RefSeq and is a predicted model, not a curated record. Lineage: Eukaryota; Metazoa; Cnidaria; Anthozoa; Scleractinia; Merulinidae. Gene Ontology annotation, molecular function: RNA polymerase II cis-regulatory region sequence-specific DNA binding; DNA-binding transcription factor activity, RNA polymerase II-specific. Gene Ontology annotation, biological process: positive regulation of transcription by RNA polymerase II. Gene Ontology annotation, cellular component: nucleus.